AUGAAAGCAGCUCACGAUAGGCAAAAGAGUUAUGUAGAUCAACGACGUCGACCUCUUGAGUUUCAAGUUGGAGAUAAAGUCUUUCUUCGAGUUUCACCAACUAUAGGUGUGAUGAGGUUUGGGAGGAAAGUUAAGCUCAAUCCAAGAUUCAUUGGACCUUAUGAAAUCCUUGAGCGGAUAAGCGAACUGAGACAUUACAUCAGGGACGACACACACGUUCUACAGCUUGAACAGUUAACAAUGGAUGACACCUUGUACUAUGAGGAGACUCCCGUUCAGAUUCUAGAUAGGGAGACGCGUGAUGCACGUCAGGGUAGUGUAGCACUUGUGAAGGUGCUAUGGUCUAAUCAUGUUACCGAAGAAGCCACGUGGGAGCUAUUGCAUCUUCUUAGUUUUAGUGAGUUAAGUUCGAGGAGGAACUUUAUUCUGAGUUGGCUAGAAUCAUAA
Molecule: messenger RNA, 447 nt
Organism: Amaranthus tricolor (Joseph's coat)
Lineage: Eukaryota; Viridiplantae; Streptophyta; Magnoliopsida; Caryophyllales; Amaranthaceae
Exons: 3
Coding region: 1-447 (148 amino acids)
Source: RefSeq, a predicted model, not a curated record